CACUGGAGCGAGACAAGGCGGCAAAGGACGAGAUGGCUAUCCCGAACCACGCCCCCGGCGGAAGGCGUUCCGCUUCACAACUGCUCUCUAUCCCACGCGAAGUCCGCGACCUAUCUGAACCUGAUGUACGCCUGUCGACUCGUCGCCAGCGAGAUGCGCCAUCUUGCCUUGCGGAGCAACACCAUAACGUUCUCAACCAUUACUUCGGAAGAUGGACCCUUCUCUGCAGUCGCGCUUGAAGGCUUACGCAUACGGGCUGCUCGGUUUGAUAGCCUCGUCGGGCGUAACCUCGAUAGCCGUGGGCAACUCUUGUUUCAUCUUGCCGGAGGCUUCCUGGUAGAUAAGAGCUACGAAGAGUAUCAGGCACGAACAGGAUCGCUAGACGCCAACAACGACGGCAAUAACCUUGACGAACCCUCCGUCUCCGGACGGCCCUGCUCUGGUGAAACUGAAACCCCUACGGCGCAACUGCUCCUUGCCGAGCUGACUAAGAAACACUUUCGCUUCCGACCGGUCCUGGAGCGGAUGGAUUUUGGGGACUGGGUACUACGGAGAGCUAAUAUGUACGAUCGCCACGGGCCUUACGGCGAAGCGCCCUCGUCGUUCCGUGAGCUCUGCUGCGACCUCCUUCGAGCCGCGUCUCGUCUGGAACCGAGCGACUAUGAUCAGCUCCAUUGGUGCCAGUACUUGAACAUCUCGGAAAAUCGCUUACCGGGUGGGGAGACGCGCUCCAGUCGCAUCAUGCGUUGCUCCGUUGGGGAGUGGGAAAUCCCCACGGCGGCCGACCUGAAGGAGUUGUCGUCGUGGAUAGCCGAGGAGAAGCGCUUGCUCUCAUCAAUCCGCUACGGGUCCGACGGCUCAGUCUACCGCUUCUCCGCCGCCGCGUCGGCGAUCCGCUACUUGAAGUCCAUCCCCGCCGCCGUACGCGCGCAGCUCCGCAAAAUCGUCCUCGUCGAGGACUACCGUUCCGUAGCGCAUCCGGAAAGCCACGCCCGAGGCCUGAUCCCUUUCUGCCAGGAAACCCCCCUCCUACGGAUCGAGCGUCGCGUAAACCUGUGGCGGCAUCUCUUUCAGAUCGACAAGAGGUGGCACACGCCCCACCAGCAGUGCGAACAUCAGAAUCGUGCCGCGACGCGGGCGCUCAGGUCGCGGGACAUCACAUCAGCCGUCGCGCUCUGGGUCACAGAGGCCCUGGCUCUCGGCCCUGCGGGUAUGCUUGCGGUAUCCUUUUUUAUGGUCCUGGACGGCGGCCUAGCGCCGCAGCUGUGCGCGCGUAUCUUCUAG
Molecule: messenger RNA, 1284 nt
Organism: Colletotrichum phormii
Lineage: Eukaryota; Fungi; Ascomycota; Sordariomycetes; Glomerellales; Glomerellaceae
Exons: 1
Coding region: 124-1284 (386 amino acids)
Source: RefSeq, a predicted model, not a curated record